UCUCUCUUUAAUUCCUGUUUGGAGAACUUAUCACAACAAUCGUUACCUUGUUCAUUUGAGGAUUGUUUGUCUCCCUCCAUUAGAAUGUAAACUCCAAAAGAGUGGCAUCUUGCCUGUGUGGUCUCUGCUGUAUCCCCCAAACCAGGCCCAGGUCUCAGACACAUCCAGGCCUGGCACAUUAGGAGGCUGUCAGUGGAUGUUUGUGGAAUGGAUGUGGGAGAGGAAAAGGAGCAGUCAAAGAAAGGAAAAGGACCAGGAGAGAGUAGAGUUGAGGAACCCAAGGAAAUGAAGUCAAACCAGAGAGGAAGGACAUUCCCCAAGAAGGGCCAGACGUGUGUGGUGCACUACACAGGAAUGCUCCAGAAUGGGAAGAAAUUCGAUUCAUCCAGAGACAGAAACAAACCUUUCAAGUUCAGAAUUGGCAAGCAGGAAGUCAUCAAGGGUUUUGAAGAGGGUGCAGCCCAGAUGAGCUUGGGGCAGAGGGCGAAGCUGACCUGCACCCCUGACGUGGCAUACGGAGCCACGGGCCACCCUGGUGUCAUCCCUCCCAAUGCCACCCUCAUCUUCGACGUGGAGCUGCUCAACCUAGAGUGAAGGCAGGAAGGAACUGGAGGUGGCCGGAGAUGGCUGCCGCUCCCCUCCUCGCCGGCUCUGCCACUGGGACGGCUCCGCCCGCUCGGGGCCCUUGAUCAGUGUGCUCCCCUCGCCGCCCCACCACACGGUCCAUUCUCUGCCCAGCUCGCUCUCUGUGUUGGUCACUGUUCACAUGCAUCUUUGCUUAAGGAAACUUCAGUUGCGAUCGAAACAUUUCGGGUUGUGCAUUUUGCGCGUGCAUGUAGUAGCCGUUCCUGACUGCCGAACACGGAUUUCUCGUUCGCACAAUCGACACUGCCUUACCUUCACUGAAGCCAGACACACGAGGUGCUCAGACUCGAGACGUGUGCACGAGGGACUCGGGCCAGUUACCUUUGCUGUCACUUCCUCUUGGAAACCGUUGGCUGCUGACUUACAAAAUGUCCUCUUUGGAAAUGACACAUAAAAUAAAGGCUCUGUGCUUGACAAGUUCCUGUCCAUCCUUGAUGUAGGUAGGAAGGGCUUUAAGGACCAUGUAAGCCAGUCACCCUUGGGAAAAAAGAGUGGACCGGAGCCUUCCGACUAGCCGGGAGAGGGAUAAUAAAGACCAUAGUUGCAAUGUGAGUACCGUGCAUGCUGGGCCUUGUUUUGUUUUU
Artibeus jamaicensis (Jamaican fruit-eating bat) is the source of this 1229-nucleotide messenger RNA. It is a transcript of the gene FKBP1B, whose product is annotated as FKBP prolyl isomerase 1B. Gene Ontology annotation, biological process: regulation of cardiac muscle contraction by regulation of the release of sequestered calcium ion. Bases 208 to 594 code for a protein of 128 amino acids. The record is from RefSeq and is a predicted model, not a curated record. Lineage: Eukaryota; Metazoa; Chordata; Mammalia; Chiroptera; Phyllostomidae. The transcript is spliced from 5 exons. Gene Ontology annotation, molecular function: peptidyl-prolyl cis-trans isomerase activity. Gene Ontology annotation, cellular component: sarcoplasmic reticulum membrane.